This is a messenger RNA of Drosophila santomea, 2250 nucleotides long. RefSeq lists its product as uncharacterized. NCBI's taxonomy places the organism in Eukaryota, Metazoa, Arthropoda, Insecta, Diptera, Drosophilidae. The record is from RefSeq and is a predicted model, not a curated record. The coding region runs from base 669 to 2120 and encodes 483 amino acids. The transcript has 6 exons.
GAACAGCUGAAGAACGCGAGCGUCCAGAUCGGAUCGCCAUUCCGUUUCAGAUUCAGAUACUCGUUCUCAUUCUCAUUCUCGACUUUAGUUGCUAAUUGUCGCGCCAAGUGCUCCGCUUUGUGUGCUGACCCCAAACACUUGUUGACAUCUCAACAUCGCGAGUUGGGCAAUUCCGUGCCAUCCGUUGGUUUUUUUGUGAUCUAGUUCUAUGACCGCUUCUUCUGUGAAAUGGAUUAGUGAAGUGCAUCUCUACUUUAGCACACAUCCAUAAGAUAGAUCCGCUCGCGUUUCUAAUUCCAACGGUCACGAUUACCUAUUGGAUUCGGAUUGGGAGUGGUGGAGAGUGAGCUUUGCGGUGCAAAAGUUUCCAAUCAUCAGCUGUUUGGGGAGCUUUGGGGUUUAUUUUCCCCCAUCUCCAAGCUGAGAGCACUGCACUUUGCAGAACGCGCGAGAGAGAGAGAUAAAGAGAGAGCGAGAGAGUGCGAGAGAUAGCGGGAGUGGGGCAGGUUUUAUCAGUUUGAAGUACGAUUCAUAGCGAUAAGGAAAAGUCGGCGGCGGGUGUUAAGUCACUUACACAAUUUAUCGCUUCUUCGCCUUUGCGCAAUCGAAUGGAAAGGCGGUUUGCAUUCCAUUCCCGGUUGAAGUAGAAGCCGGACCAUCCGGACAUCAUGAACAAACUACGCUCCCUGCUGCCCGGUCAGCACUCCGGCUCCAAUGGAGCAUCCCGGCACUCCGUGACUCUGGAGCCGGAGAUCGGAUUCCAGAUCACCAUCGACAAACCGAAGAACAGUGAUCAGAGCAAGGGUUCCACGGCGGUGCCCGAACUCAAUGUCCACCUCAUCGCCGCACGACAUCUGCCCUCUCUCUUCGGCUUCAAGAUCGUCCAGGGGUAUCUGAUAAAGGUAAAGCUAUUUCCCGGAUCGAAACGCUUGGACAGCAGUAUUCAGACGAAUACAUGGCCAAAGUUCAAUGAAAACUUCAAGUUUCCCCUGGUGCCAGAUAUCAAAUCCUCCAUGAAGCAUGUGGCUCGACGAACCACAAAUGGACAGGCAAACAGCGCGGAUCAGGAGCCAGAUCAACUCUUCUCCGGUCAAUUUGUGGUGUUCACGGUCUACGCCCUGCUGGAACUGCCGGCAACAAACUUCAAUCGCUUUAACAAGACAUACCGCUCGCUGAAAGACAGAAGCACCAGCUUCGUGCAGCGUUUCGUGGAUCCCACUGCGAGUGCUCCAAGUGAACCAAAGACUGAAGCUGGAGGCAAGCCUGGUGACCAGGGAAAGGGGAAGAAGAAGUCCGAGAGCUCCGCCCGGGAUGCGAUGCCACCGCUGACCAUCAGUGAGUCGCGCCGGAAUAUAGGUUCCGUCACCUGCUACCUGGAAUCGAAGCUCUUCCAGCGCAACAGCCGCACGGGCUGCUAUUCCACGGAAGAGCUGUGGCUGCCCAUAAAAGAUAUCACCACCACGGUGGCCAAGUCGUCACCCAGCAACAACAAUUUGGUUAACUCCACCAAGGGUGUGGUCGAGCUGGCUCUCGAGGUUCGAGAUCUCCUGGAGUGCGAAUCACCUGUGGAUACUUCACUGCCCCCUGCCGCGCCCUCAAACACACCCACCACGCCCACUCCACCUGCCAUCCAUGCGGCCAACAACUGGCAACGGAUGACCGCCGAAGUGAAGCGGAAGAUGGGCAUCAGCAAUGCGGGCAACAGCGACUCCGGCAGAUACCUGCUCCGGGUGACCACCACACGGAUGCGCUGCUCCAACAAGGUCAAGGACGAGCUGGAGGCCACGGCGAGCUCCGGUGUGUAUGUGAAGACCACGGCCUUCGAGCACGGCAUCUACAUUGAUGCCUGGAAGUCGCCCAUCUUCUUUCCCUCCCUCUCCACCAAAUGGGACGAUGGCUCCGGCGAGGGAACGAUAGACAUUCCGCUCCAGCGUCUCGAUCAGUUGGAGGACAUCGUGCUGCGCAUCACAUUGGCCACCAAGAAGAUGGGCAAGAAGCUGGUACUCGGCACCGUCAUAGUCGGCGGUAAUCAGGCUGGAGAUACGGGCUCCGAGCAGAUGCGUCUCAUCCGGGAAUCCCCGCCAGGUCAGCGUGUGGCCGCCUGGCACUGUUACCACUAAAUCGAAUUCAGAGCUACACUCCAAACUAAAUGUAAAUAGCAAAAAUCUUAAGUUAAUUGAUUUAGAAAUUCCUGUCUGCUGUAUGCAUUUGCUUUUCGAUCGUUAAAAAUAUUAAAUUUAAUUGAAUGAA